CUGCUUUUCGCUAUCUUUUGCAGUCUUUUAUUUAGAAAAAAAAAAGUUUCAGUUCCCUAUAGAACAUUUGACUUCUUCCUUUUGCUUUGUCAUUUAUAACCCAAUGAUCCACACAAAAGGCCAUUUCCAACCAGCUUUUCAAUAACUCAUUAUUUUGAUCUGCCAGACCCAUCUUGAAGAAGAAUUUUUCUUGAGGAGGCCAGAUCAAGAUUUCUUUUUUUGCGGGGAAUUUUGAUUGUUCCUUCUUUUUAAUACCGAAAAAUGUAAUUUUUCGGGAGUGGCGGUUUUAACCUGGACUGAAAGAAAUUAACGAACGGAACCAGAGAUCACCUUGGUAGGACUGAGAUACAUUGUCCUGGAAAUUACCAACAUCAACAAACUUCUUUGUGUGCUUGAAUGAAAACAGAAAUUGCGAUGCCUCUAAGGGGAAUUUGUUUCUGUUCAUUUGGAAUAUUAUAUUUAUUUUUGAACAGUUAUAUUCGUCCCACUACUGGCUACGUGAUGAAGAACUGCUGGGUCACACAGAACGCAAAGGCCGACUGUAGGAAAUUCGGUUUCAAAGUGUUUCCAAAGGACAUUCCAGCAAGAGUCACAAAAAUACUCCUGCAGGGAAACAACAUUUCUAAACUAAAUGAAAGAGAUUUGGAAAAUUUACCAAAUCUGUUGUACAUAGACCUGAGUCACAACUUGAUCUCCAAGAUUGAUUCUGGCAGUUUUGUUCGUCAAAUCUCUCUAGAGGUGUUGCAUUUAGAGAACAAUAAGCUUAGAAAUAUACAGGAGGGUAUGUUUGAUGGCCUGGUCCAUCUCACACUUUUGUGGCUGAAUUUCAAUCAGAUCCAAACAGUAGCACCAGCCUCUUUCAAGUCUCUGAGCAAGCUUAUGAUUUUGGGCCUAGGCCAUAACAAACUGCACAACUUAGCAAACAUCUUGCAACAUACACCACAUUUACACUCCCUAAUCAUUGCAGCAAACGAGAUGUCCACUUUUCAUUCAUGGGAGCUGUCGAAUAAGUCUACAGAACUUGUUACACUUGAUCUGUCUCAAAAUGAGCUCAUGGCCUUUAGGCUCACUGCAGAUAUCUUUCCCAACCUCACAAGGUUGAACCUUGAGGAUAGUAUAGAGAAUGGUAUCGUCUGGGAGAUGAAUGACACAUCGUACCUUAGCAGUGUGUCCGAACUAGAUAUCAGUGGGGUUCGCUCCUCAUUACAUGGACUGCAGGACGUUCUCGAGACAAUUAACUCCUCACUGAGUUAUUUGAAGCUAAACCAUGUGAAUAACAACCUGCAGGCUCUCAUCAAUAUUUCCUGCAAAAACCCAUUGCUGAGUGGAUUUGAAAUCCGAAAUAACGGCAUCAAACAUAUAAGACCAGACAUGCUGCACCUCUGCACUAAUCUGAAACUGUUGGACAUAGGGUUGAAUGAAAUAACUGAAAUCUCAAACAAAUCGUUUCAAUCUCUUAGGCAGCUUCACACUUUAAUCAUUCAUUCUAACCGUCUCACAUCGGUCCCCUAUGCCAUAAGGAAUACUCAAAUCUCAAAACUGGAUCUCAGCUGCAAUAACAUCAGUGUGAUUGACUGUGAUGAUUUUGCUAAUAUGACCGGUCUCAAAGUUCUCCAUCUAUACAAAAAUCAUCUUUCGGCUCUCAAGGAUUGUGUUUUCAAAGAUUUGGUCAAUUUAAAGGAACUGAUGUUGCAAAACUGCAGCAUUGAUCAGUUAAACGGCGCCUUAAAAAAAAACAUGCCAAAUCUUAUACAUCUUUCUUUAUUAAACAAUCAACUCACUGUUCUAGAUCAUGGAGAAUUUAAAGCUCUGAAUUCCCUCCAGAAUUUGACAUUAGAAGGGAAUAAAUUAAACAAACUUAAAAAUGGGACUUUUUUUGGACUGUCCAGUCUUACACAUCUUUCUCUCCAAUCAAAUGAAAUAACUGAAAUUUCAAACGGUGCGUUCGCUGACUUGAAAGCUUUAAAGACUUUGAAUUUGAAUUGCAAUCACCUUAAAUAUGCAUCGGUAGAGCGUAUUUCUUAUCCACCAUUUGUUGAGCUUUCACAACUGGAUACAUUGCUUUUUACAGCUCAAAAAAAAAUCCAUAAGAGGGCCCUCCCUCAAAACUUUCUGCAUGGCCUGACAAAUCUGUCAGUACUAGAUAUCCGAGGUAACGAAUUUGCAUCCCUGCACCCACACACCUUCAACUAUACUCCUAAUUUGAAUGAGCUAAUUCUGUCUCAAAAUGAUAUCACAGACAUUCCGGACAAUUUGUUUUCCCCGAUUCAAAAACUAAAAAGUCUUUGGAUUUCACAGACAAACCUGAGGUCUCUAGAUUUUCUGCUCCAUGCUAACCUCACAGAGCUGGAGUUCUUGCAGGUGGGAAAGAAUGUCUUUUCUGUGAUUAGAGAGCCAGUGAUGCUGUCCCUAACAGCACUUAAUAUCCUGGAUAUGAAGGGUAAUAGCUUCACCUGUAAUUGUGACAAUGCGUGGUUCCUCCAAUGGGUAAUCAGCAACAAGCAAACACAAGUGGUUGAUGCAUACAACUUUGAAUGCAACUACCCUCCAAACCUUAAGGGAAGAAAACUGUUGGAGAUUGGCCUCAGUUCUUGUACAGUAGACAUGGGCUUCAUCUUUUAUAUUUCCACGGCAUGCACGGUCAUCAUGACAAUAGCAGUCUCCUUCACCCACCAUUUCCUGCAAUGGCAUCUGGUCUAUGCGUACUACCUCAUGCUGGCUAUCCUCUACAACUCAAAGAACAAGGACAAACGUGCUCAUCAAUACGACGCCUUCGUCUCCUACAACGCAAACGACGAGGGCUGGGUUCUUGGGGAGCUGCUGCCCAAGCUGGAGGACGAGCAGGGCUGGAGACUUUGUCUGCACCACCGAGACUUCCAGCCAGGUAAACCCAUCAUGGAAAACAUAACAGAUGCCAUCUAUGGCAGCCGGAAGACUAUCUGUGUGGUCAGUCGUGAUUACCUGGAGAGUGAAUGGUGCUCCAGGGAGAUCCAGGUUGCCAGCUUCCGGCUGUUUGACGAGCAGAAGGACGUGCUGAUCCUGGUGUUCCUGGAAGAAAUUCCAAUGCAGCAGCUGUCUCCAUACUACCGGAUGAGGUGGCUCCUCAAGAGGCAAACGUACCUGAGCUGGUCCCACGCAUUAGCACACCCAAACCUGUUCUGGGAGAAGCUCCGGCAGGCCCUGGAGACCCGAGAGCACCCAAUGGGUGAGCAUAUACGGCUCACUGUGGAGGACGGACCCCCUGGAGAGAGACCAGGGCCCCGUAUCCCGAUAGCAUCGUUAGCCUAAGUGGAUCGUGAAGUGCGUUGUACGAGCAUCGUACAGUUUUCACACCGUUGCCCGAAAGCAUCAUUGGUUACGAACGUCGUGAAAAUGCUCGUAGCUAACGAAAACUCCAGGAGUACUCGUAGGAAGCUUAGAGCAUCGUUAGCCUACUAUAGCCUUAGUGGCGUCACCAGCGGAAAUUCAGUGUAUUGUGUUGUAUUGGAUGGGUUUUAUUAAAACACAUCCAAUACCACGGAAUGCCCAGCUGGCACAAAUU
This is a messenger RNA of Gadus morhua (Atlantic cod), 3541 nucleotides long. Its product is annotated as toll-like receptor 13. Lineage: Eukaryota; Metazoa; Chordata; Actinopteri; Gadiformes; Gadidae. Gene Ontology annotation, biological process: inflammatory response; toll-like receptor signaling pathway. The transcript has 4 exons. Gene Ontology annotation, molecular function: protein binding; signaling receptor activity. Gene Ontology annotation, cellular component: plasma membrane. Bases 397 to 3288 code for a protein of 963 amino acids. The record is from RefSeq and is a predicted model, not a curated record.